This is a messenger RNA of Anarrhichthys ocellatus (wolf-eel), 1164 nucleotides long. Its product is annotated as stonustoxin subunit beta-like. Gene Ontology annotation, molecular function: protein binding. Lineage: Eukaryota; Metazoa; Chordata; Actinopteri; Perciformes; Anarhichadidae. The transcript has 3 exons. The record is from RefSeq and is a predicted model, not a curated record. Bases 177 to 863 code for a protein of 228 amino acids.
AACACGCAUUACAACACAUCAAUUCUACAGCCGAGCAGAGAAGUGAGAGUGAAGACGGGAGUGACAACUCUGAGGUGUCAGCAGAAGACGAGAGGAUAAACAACAAACAAGAGGAAGAGGAAGAGCAAAAAGAAGAGGAAGAGAAAGAAGAAGAAGAAAAACAACAACAACAACAAAUGAAGGAUUCACAGACUCUUCUCUGGGAGCCUUUGCCGUCUGGGAUCAAUCUCUUUAGUCUGAGAAACCUAAACAAAGACAACAUGAGGGCUCAGCCGGGAAGAGACUCGUGGUUGGUGAAAAACUUUGCCUGUUAUUUGACCUUGGAUCCCAACACUGCCAACUCAGAGCUCCAUCUGACCGACUGCAACAGGAGGGCGACUCGAGUAUGGUCGGACCACCAGCCCUCGGAGCAUCCGGACCGGUUUAAGCACUGCCCUCAAGUCCUGUGCAGGGAGGGGCUGCUGGACUCGGUGUACUGGGAGGUGGAAUGGAGCGGCGGUGCAGACAUCGGCGUCACCUACAACAGCAUCUCCAGAAACGGAGACACAGCGAGCUGUCUGCUGGGACACGGCGAGCGGUCCUGGAGCCUGGAGUGUUCGGAGGGAAGCUAUACACCGUGCCACCAUAACAAGAGAUUCAGGUCCUCCUCACCCCGACCCUUCACCCACAGAGUCGGGGUUUACCUGAACUGGUCUGCAGGCUCUCUGUCAUUCUACUGCAUCUCUCAGAACACCAUGGUCCACCUUCACACCUUCAACUUUACUUUCACUGAGCCUCUGUACCCGGGUUUCUGGGUCUGGGCUUUAGAUGGCUCAGUGUCGCUGACUCAGGUGGAGUUAGACUGGGAACGACUGCUGCAGUGAACCACUGAGAACAAGUUGAGACCACAGACUGUGUAUGUGAAGCGGACGUAGUCAUUGUGACGUCCACCAUUGGUUUGUGGACUGCCGUUAGUAAGCCUUCGAGUUCGACGAUUCUGCCGUCGCCAUCUCAGUAUAAGGCCGUCGCCUGUUGGGCUUUUUUGCAAACAAUGAACAGAAGUUACCAUAUUUGGAAUGCGGAGGAGUGAGGUAGUGAGGCCAGAUACGGCUCGGUAGCGGCAGCAACCUGUCAAUCACAGUAAGCCCGCCCUAAAGCAUACCCUGCUUUAUGGUCUAUUUUACU